This is a messenger RNA of Telopea speciosissima, 1096 nucleotides long. RefSeq lists its product as uncharacterized. Bases 1 to 816 code for a protein of 271 amino acids. Lineage: Eukaryota; Viridiplantae; Streptophyta; Magnoliopsida; Proteales; Proteaceae. The transcript has 6 exons. The record is from RefSeq and is a predicted model, not a curated record.
AUGUUUGAGAGUUGCAUCGUGUCAUAUCUCUCGCAUUGUCUCGUCAACAACCAAUGUUCGGUGCGAUCAAAUUCCAGGCUUGGGAUCCUGCAAAAAGCAGCAGCAGCGAACCCAACGUCCCUCUUAUGUCGGAGCGUCAUCCACAGCACUCACCACCGUCGUCCUCCGUCGCAUCUCCGCCUCCCUGUGUUUCGCUUCUCGUCCAUUUCUCUCCAGUCCGAUGAUACUGCUGUUGCUACAACUGUCCCCUCACCUUCUCCUCUCACUUUGUCAGUCGCUUUUCCGCUUUCGCUCCAUCUCACCGACUUGAACCUCACCCAUCGACACAUCUUCAUCUUAAAUGUCAUCGCCUGCGUGGUAGCUGUUUCUGCAUCUUGGCUCUUUUUUUCUGCAAUCCCGACUCUUUUGGCUUUCAAGAGAGCUGCCGAAUCACUAGAGAAGCUAUUGGAUGUCACGAGGGAGGAGCUUCCCGAUACUAUGGCUGCCGUCCGGUUAUCCGGCAUGGAGAUCAGUGACCUUACCAUGGAGCUCAGUGAUCUCGGACAGGAGAUAACUCAAGGUGUUAAAAGCUCCACUCGAGCUGUUCGCUUGGCUGAGGACAGGUUGCGUCGCAUGACGACCAUGAGUCCAACAGCAUUGGUGCAGGAGCAGACCAAUCAAAGAACCCAGAGGAUGGAACCAGUGUUAGCUAGAACUGCUAGGGGGCUUCGAGAGGGUAUUGUGAAGGGGCGUUCUCUCUUCCAAAUUAUCCUUAGCUUAACCCGAUUCUCUAGGUUGGCUCUUAACUAUUUUGGUGCUCGAGGACAGAAGCGGUGAUUGGAAACGCCAUGGAUCAUUCUACCAUGCUUCAUGGUGAGCGCAAGCAAAUCUCUUUUUGUGCAUAUAUGAUAUAUAUUUCUAUAUAUAUUUUGGUUUCAAGUUGAGUUCGUUGUUUAUCCGUUAUAGUCUAUUAUGGGUUACAUUGGGAGAUACUAGGGACCCAAUAAUAAUGGCAUGAGAAGGGACAAGAGAAUUGCUUCCUUCAUUCUUUUUUAUUUUUUUUGGAUCACAGAUGUUUUGAAUAAAUAUUUGUCAUUAUAUUUUCCUUUUAAGUUAA